Messenger RNA from Monodelphis domestica (gray short-tailed opossum), 3893 nucleotides. RefSeq names its product guanylate-binding protein 6. The record is from RefSeq and is a predicted model, not a curated record. Gene Ontology annotation, molecular function: GTPase activity; GTP binding. NCBI's taxonomy places the organism in Eukaryota, Metazoa, Chordata, Mammalia, Didelphimorphia, Didelphidae.
UCCCUGUUCCCUUUUAGGGGCUUCUGGAACACAGCAGAUGAUUAAUACAUUCCAAGGGACAGUCUAACGGACCAAGUGAAGGAGGGCUGGUUGGGAGGCUUGAAGCAUCAGAAAGAGAAGCCCUCUUUGCUGGAGAAUAAGCAAACACUUGCCUCAUUUCUCAAACAGCAAACCCACAGAUCUGCAUGAGUGUCCAAUUUUAGACCAAGGGAGUUAGAAACAGCGAGAGUUGCUUUUGGUUUCAGUUUCUCUUGUCCCUCCCACCCCUGCCUUUUUACUAUAAGUAAGAAAAACCUAUUGGAAAAGGACCCAGAAAAGCAAGGAGAAUAGAAAGAAGAGGAAGGAGAAAGGGAACCUGGGAGAACAUCCCUGAACAGUUUGGGUUGAAGCCUCGGGAAACAGGUGACCAUGACAUCAGCUGAGUCCAUGCAGGCACCCGUAUGUCUGGUAGAAAACAGCAAUGGAGAGCUGAUAGUAAACCAGGAAGCCCUACAGAUUCUUACUUCCAUCACCAAGCCCGUGGUGGUGGUAGCUAUUGUUGGCCUAUAUCGUACUGGAAAAUCCUACCUGAUGAACAGACUAGCAGGAAAGAACAAAGGCUUCUCCCUUGGCUCCACCGUGCAGUCUCACACAAAGGGCAUCUGGAUGUGGUGUGUCCCUCACCCCAGGAGAUCUGACCAUACCUUAGUUCUGCUUGACACUGAGGGCCUUGAAGAUCCAGAAAAGGGUGACUCCAAGAAUGACUCCUGGAUCUUUGCCCUGGCCAUCCUGCUCAGCAGCACUUUUGUCUACAAUAGUAUGAACACUAUCAACCACCAGGCCUUGGAACAGAUGCAAUAUGUGACAGAGCUGACUGAUCUAAUCAAGGUCAAAUCUUCACCUAAACUUGUUGGGGAAGACUCAGCAGACUUUGUGGGCUUCUUCCCAGACUUUGUAUGGACUGUGCGGGAUUUUACCCUGGAGCUUAAGCUAGAUGGACAUCCCAUCACCUCAGAUCAGUACCUGGAAAAUGCCUUGAAACUCAGAGAAGGAAAACACCCCAGAAUUCAAAGGGCCAACCUUCCACGAGAGUGCAUCAGAAAAUUUUUUCCAAAACGAAAGUGUUUUACUUUUGAUCGUCCAACAAAUGAUAAGUUACUCUUAGCUCAUCUUGAAGAUGUCCAUGACAGCCAGCUGGAGCCCAUUUUCAAGGAACAAGCAAAUGAGUUCUGCUCUUACAUCUUUUCCAACACAAAACCCAAGACCCUUAGUGGGGGAAUCAUAAUCAGUGGAAAUCGGCUGGGAAUGCUGCUGCAGACCUAUGUGAAGACCAUCUCUAGUGGGGAUAUUCCCUGCCUGGAGAAUGCAGUGUUGACAUUGGCUGAGAUUGAGAACUCGGCUGCUGUGCAAAGAGCUACUGACCAUUAUUUGAAGCAGAUGGUCCUCAAGGUGGACUUCCCCACAGACACUCUCCAGGACCUGCUGAACCUACAUGCAGACUGUGAGAAAGAAGCCAUCUCCAUUUUCAUGAAGUAUUCUUUCAAGGAUGAUACACACAAGUUCCAGGAGAAACUGGUGCAAGACUUAGAAACAAAGAAGAAUGAUUUCAUACAUCAGAAUGAGAAGGAAUCAACUAAAUAUUGUCAAACUAAACUUGACUACUUCUCUCAGACCCUGAUGGAAGCCAUUUCUCAAGGCACCUUCUCUGUGCCAGGGGGUUACAAACACUACAGAGAAGAAAGAGAAAAAAUACUGAAUAAUUAUGAUCAACUGCCCAAGAAAGGGGUGAAGGCCCAUGAGGUCCUCCAAAAGUUUCUACAGUCUCUUGCAAUGACAGAAGAAUCCAUCCUGCAGACAGAUCAAGCACUCACUGACCAGCAGAAAGCUUUGGAAGUUGAACAAGUCAAAAGAGAAGCAGCUGAAAAGGAGAAGGUGUUAUUGGAACAGCAACAGAAGGAAGUGGAGCAGAAGAUGGAAGCUCAGCAGAGAACUUAUGAAGAAAAUAUAAAGCAAUUGGAAACUAAGAUGGAGGAAGAGAGGGAACAGAUCAUGAAAGAACAGGAAAAGAUGCUGGAACAUAAGCUAAAGGAACAAAAGCAGCUCAUGGAAGAAGGGUUUAAUGAGAAAGCUGAACAGAUGAACAAAGAGAUGGAUGACCUACGAAAAAGAAUGUCUGAGAGUCAAAAGUCCUCUUUGUUGUCCUCAAUUUUAGGAGGUGUUGGUGCUGUUUUGAUGGCCAUUUUACCUGGUGCAGGAAAACUUAUUGGCCUUAAGUUAAUGUCAAUUGGCAAAUCGCUCAAGUAAUCAAAUGUGUUUCAGUUUCGGGAAAAAAAAAAAAGGUUUAGAAUAUAAUUGUUCUACUUAAAAACACACACACACACACACACACACACACACAUAUGGUAUUAGUGGGACAGAUAGGAGGUUUGGUGGAUUGAGAGCUAGUCCUAGAGACAGGAGGUCCUGGGUUCAAAUUUGGUCUCAGACACUUCCUAGAUGUGGGAUCCUGGGUAAUUCACUUAACCCCCAAAACCUAGUCCUUACCACUUUUCUGCCUGUAACUGAUACACAGUAUUGAUUGUAAUACAGAAGGUAGGGGUUUUGUAAACAAAAACAUGACACCACGACCUCCUUGUGUGUGUUUGUGUGUUUAGUGCUUCAAAUAUAUUUCUAAAAGUAUUAAGAAGGAAAGCUGAUGCUUCACCAGAAAAGAUUAAAAAAACCUGGAGAAAGUUCCCAGGAAGCACAUUCAUCUCCUCAGUGUUAGUUAGAUGAGACUUCAUCCCCCUAAGUGAAAGGCUUCUUUCCUUUAAGCUAAAUGGUCUGAAAAGCAGAAAGCUUGAAUUUUCCCCUUCCUUUUAAUGGCUUCAGAGGUAGAAGGAGGCUGGACAAGUCAUAGAAUCUAACUGCCUCAUUUUACACAUGGCUCCUUGGUGGUGCUAUAAGGAGAGAAAGACUUGAAAUCAGGAAGACCUGAGUUCCAAUCUGGCAUUAGACACUUAUAAGCUGCAGGACCCUAAGAAAGUCACUGAAACUCUCUAAGUCUCAGUUUCUUCAUCCAUGAAAUAGCCCCUACACCUCACAGGCUAAUUGUGAGGAUCAGAUGAGUUAAAGUUCCUUGGAAACCAUAAAAUGCUAUAUGAAUGUGAGUUAUUCACAGUAUAAACAUGAAGCCCAGAGAUACACUGUAGUCUACCCCAAGUCGCACAGGAGACAGACAGGGCUUAAACUGAAGCCCCUUGACUCCAAAUAUGUUAUGGUAAUCAUGGAGGACCAAUCCCUUGGUCUCUCUUCAGAGAUGACAACACAAAUUUGUCCCUGGGCUUCUUCAGAUUCUUAGAAGUUCAAGUGGAAUCUCCCCUGAUUUCAGAACUCCCAACUAUAUGCUGAAGUAGCAAGAUUUAUGUGUGAUCAACAGAAAGUGUAUUGAAUUUGUUAUCAGAAUACCUGAGCUCAGCCAACCCUGACACUUAUUGCCUGUGAGACCUUAGAUGAAUAACUUUAUCUUCUCCAGUUUGUUUCUGCAUCUGUAAAAUGAGGAGGCUCAACUAAAUGAUCUCUUGGGUUCUUUCCAGCUCUAAAUCCUAUUUCUUUUGAAUAGGGGUCUCAGAAUCCCUUUUCUAUGCUUGUCCAGAAGAUGUCCAACAUUAGUGAGUUUCCUAAUCCUAUUAACUGUGUAACUUGUGUCCUUAUAACAUCCAAGCUCUGUGUUAACUAAUAAAUUAAGAAGUCAGUCUAGUUAUAUACUUUGUGACAAACCUAAAUAUGGCUCUUUGCAACUUCUAACUCAGAGGUUCCUAAACUUUUUUAGUUCUUCAUUUCUAUUUCCUUCAAUACUACUUUCAAACUAAUUGUUUUGCAUUUAAAGGUCUGUUUUAUAGUCCUCCUUUUCAAAAUAAAACUUCCUUCUAGAA